Molecule: messenger RNA, 1143 nt
Organism: Arabidopsis lyrata subsp. lyrata
Lineage: Eukaryota; Viridiplantae; Streptophyta; Magnoliopsida; Brassicales; Brassicaceae
Exons: 4
Coding region: 323-826 (167 amino acids)
Source: RefSeq, a predicted model, not a curated record
CGGAUACGUAAAACAAACCAUUAAAUAUUUAAAUAUUAUACCCCAAAAAAAAAAAAAGUAGAAAGCAAACAAAAUAUAAAAGAGUGAGAAGAAGACAGAGAGAAGAAACCAUUACCACACACACAAACAAACCCACUCAAAGAAAAAAAACCAAAGCUUUUUGCUUAGAUUCAAUCCCAAAUCAGUAAAAAUAGGGUUAAUCGAAGAACCCCACCGGAAUUCCACUGAGGAAUUGCAUCAGUCGCGUUCUUGUUGCGGCUUGAGGAAGAAGAAGAACACUUACACUAACCAAAACAAGAACAAGGACGAAGUGAAACCGAAGAUGACAACGACGGAACCUACACAGCCUCAGAAUCAGCCUCAGCCGAUGAUGAGCUUGAGUUUUAGUAGUCAGAUGUCUAAAGAAGACGAAGAGAUGGCUCGUUCUGCUCUCUCUGCUUUUAGGGCUAAAGAAGAUGAGAUUGAGAAGAGGAAAAUGGAAGUUCGUGAAAGGGUUAAGGCUCAGCUUGGUCGUGUUGAGGAAGAGACUCGUCGUCUUGCUAGUAUUCGCGAGGAGCUCGAGACUAUGGCAGAUCCCAUGAGGAAGGAAGUUAAUUGGGUGCGUAAGAAGAUUGAUAGUGUCAACAAAGAACUUAAACCAUUAGGCUCUACAGUUCAAAAGAAGGAAAGGGAAUACAAAGAAGCAUUGGAUACAUUCAACGAGAAGAACCGUGAGAAAGUUCAGCUGAUCACCAAGCUAAUGGAGAUGGGACAGUUGGUUGGAGAAAGCGAGAAGCUGAGGUUGAAGAAGCUGGAUGAGCUAAGCAAGAGCAUAGACACCGAGUGAAUCUAUCUCUCACAAGACAAGACCAAACCAAUCAAGAAUUAAUUUGGGUUUAGGGUUAUGGUUCUAUUUGAUGUAUUUAUUUUUACAUUUUGGAAUGUUUUCUUAGUUUCUGGGUGUUUUAGUUUCUUUUUUUUUUUGGCUAUGAUUUGUGGGUUGAUUUGUAAAAUUAUGAUGGGUUUUUCGUGUUUUUGAUUAACCAUUAUUAUUAGGGAAGGGAAAUGGGAUAAUGCUUCUUCUUAGGCUACUGAAUGUUUAAAGGGUUUGUAAGUUUGAAUUUUUUUCUUGCUUUUUUCCUUAAUAUUAUUUCAUUUGUUAUA